AUAGCAUCUACCAAUCUCUCUCCAAUGCCAAUAAAAUCAAAAUCCCAUCCGCAGCAAAUUAUCAGAGAAAGAAAGAAGUGGUUAUUAUUGAAUUGGCCCAUCAUGGGAAAAUCUUCUUCUUCUAUCAGAAAGAAACGCUCCAAAUAUUCCUCUCAGGGUCGUGCAAGGAAGAAAAAAGAUACUAGGAGAAGUAAAUCAAAGAGGCUGCGGCGUCGUGACGGGUCUUAUUCGGAUGAUGAUUCGAGAAGUUCACUGUCUGUCUCAUCUUUUGAUUCUGAGGAUAGUUUCAGAAGGAGAAGGUCUAGGUCUCGCACUAGAAAGGAUGUGAAGGGGACUAAAAAGAGGGCUCGGUCUUCUAGCAGUGAGGAGUCUCCUCAUGCGAGAAAGCGAAAAGGGUCCAAAAGAAUUGGUGAGAGGAAGAAAAUGCAUGAGAAGAAGACAAAGAAGAGGAGGAAGAAGAAGGGUAGGAGAGAUUCAAGUGUUAGUUCUAGUAGUGGUGAGUCUCGGAGCUGUUCAACUUGUCAGAGUCAGAGUGAUGAGAGUGAAUAUGAGAGGUGUAAGGGCAGGCCUGAAAGAAGAGAUGAUGAAAAACGAAAAUCAGAGAAUAUUAGAAGUGGAGCUAAAAGGAGGAGAUACAGAUCAGGAAGUUGUUCUUCAUGUAGUAGACAUGAUGAUAGUAGUGAUUUUUUGAUGUCAAACAUAAUGACUGGUGAGAACACCUCAAAGCGGCUGAGGUCCAUUAUUAUUCUUCCAGGGGAGGAUAGCGAGGUCAGAGAAUUGGACAAGGAUAAGCAUAAAGAGGAGAUAACAUAUGAUCAUGAUGAUUAUCCUUCUUCUAGAAGCAAUGAUAGUAAUGAUGGGCUAAAUAACAUGGAGGAAAGGCCUAUAGAGGAUGAGAAAAGAGAAGAUGCUGCUGCUUCCAAUAGUAAAGCCAUUGAACUCACAGAAAGUAACAAGGUUGGAGAGGGUCAACAUACUAGAAAUAAGCCUGGCUAUGACGUUGGCAGGGUUGGGACAAAUGAUACUAAAAAGGAACAGAAUGAUGUUUCGGGGGUCAUUGUUAAUACUGCGAAUGUUGAUGAUUUGGAGACAGUUUUAAGACAAAAGGCUUUGGAAAAUCUAAAAACUUUCCGAAGUGGACUUGGAGGGUUCCAAACAAAUGCAAAGAGUGCUGUUAUUCAGAAGGAUAAGCGUGAUGGUACUGCCCAAUCACCAUUUUCUGUGAUGCCUGAACUAGGCCAAACUAAAAUCCCCAAGGUUGUUGGUACUAGAAUGGCGGGAGAAGAUUCUGCUCAUUCAUCACUAAACGAGAAGAUUCCUGAUGGAGGGAUUUGUGGCAGUGAAUCUUGCUCUGCUAAGAAUAAUGUUCAUCCACCUGACCAGGUGGCUAUUCCUGGCAGAGAAAAGGUUAGUACAUUUGCUAGUUCUAGUAAAAACAAACCACGGUUGAUUACAUCAGCAUCGAGGAAAGCAUUAUCAAAUGUUACUACCACCCUGAAAGAAACACCAGCUUCACGGGAAACCAAUCAGCCAAAGUUGGCGAGUGGCACUAGCAUAGGUAGGAGUGUUACCCUGAAAGAAACACCUGCUUCAUGUGAAGCCAAUCAGGCAAAGUUGUCGAUUGGGAUUAGCUUUGGUAAGAGUGUCACCUUGAAAGAAACACCUGCCUCCCUGGAAGCCAGUCAGGCAAAGUUGGUGAGUGGGAUUAAAGUAUGUAAGAAUGCCAUACAUGGUGAUCACACUGUCACCCCUCCCACAGGCACUGACAAUGAUGACAGAGCUAAUGAUUCCUCUGUUUCUGAUCCUGCUGAGCCUUCCUCGUGCCUUAGAUCUGCAGCAGGAGAUAUUAGCUUGAAUGAAUCACAAGAUGAAGGCAAGGAAGGCACGCAGCUGGAACAGAAGACAAUGUCUGUGAUGCGGGGUGGGGAAAUGGUACAGGUGAACUACAAGGUCUACAUUCCUAAGAAAACCCCUGCUUUGGCUAGGAGGCAACUCAAGCGGUGAUGUUUAUGUUGAAUUGCAAUAUCUACUUUCUAAGAAAACCACCACAUGUGAAGGUUUUGCUGAUGCAUACUCUAAUAAUAGUAGCACAACUAGGUACGAACCUUGAAAACUAAUUUGUGAUUGACCUUUAGUCAGCAACUGAUCAUUAGUUGAAAGAACAUUGAUAUUUGAAUUAAUGGUGGAUUUAUUUCUUGUUUC
Populus trichocarpa (black cottonwood) is the source of this 2202-nucleotide messenger RNA. RefSeq lists its product as uncharacterized. The transcript is spliced from 4 exons. The record is from RefSeq and is a predicted model, not a curated record. NCBI's taxonomy places the organism in Eukaryota, Viridiplantae, Streptophyta, Magnoliopsida, Malpighiales, Salicaceae. The coding region runs from base 25 to 2004 and encodes 659 amino acids.